Messenger RNA from Ostrea edulis (European flat oyster), 1680 nucleotides. RefSeq names its product probable cytochrome P450 49a1. The coding region runs from base 1 to 1563 and encodes 520 amino acids. Gene Ontology annotation, molecular function: oxidoreductase activity, acting on paired donors, with incorporation or reduction of molecular oxygen; monooxygenase activity; heme binding. Lineage: Eukaryota; Metazoa; Mollusca; Bivalvia; Ostreida; Ostreidae. The record is from RefSeq and is a predicted model, not a curated record. The transcript has 10 exons.
AUGAAAUCACAAAGCAGAUGCCUGUUCCGCUUGACAAAACCAGCUGAGAGUCCCCGGAUAGCUGUCACAUUUAGGCACCCUGAAACACAACCCACGCGAACUAUAGCUGGUGCUCAGGAAUUUCAGCUUCUUUCAAACAACAGAAUCCGGCCAUUCGAAGAAAUCCCAGGUCCUUCUGGAAUAUACCAGUUGCCAUAUGUGGGACUCAUUCUACAAAUGAAACCAUUCACAAAUCACACCAAGGACGAUAUGCAGCAAAGAGUUCAAAGCUGGACAAGGAAAUAUGGACCAAUCUGCAAACAACGACUAGGUCACGACUGGUACGUGUUUCUUACUGAUCCAGGGGACUUUGAAAAGGUGUUCCGAAAUGACAGGAAGUAUCCAUUUCGAGGAAUUUUGCCAUUAAUCAAGGUCUACACGAUGAGAACUCAAACAAAACCUGGACUAACAGCAUUAAACGACGAAGAAUGGUUGACUUUGAGGAAAACAGCGCAAAAAGCAAUUCUACGUCAAAAAUCUAUCAAUAAAUACCUUCCAGUCAUUAGUGAAAUCGCAGAUGAGUUUGUGGAAAAAUUCCGAGGUGAAGACCGUAUCAAUGACGUAUUACAACACUUAUUGGAAUUCUCAACAGAGGGUGUUGGUAAAGUGUGUUUUGGUGUGCGCUUAGGAUGUAUUUCCAAACCAGAUCAAACCGUAAAAACGGAAACUAUGCAACAUGUAGAGACGUUCCUUGACUGUUUUGGCAACCAAUUUUACGUGAUGCCAUGGUAUAAGUUAUUCCGAUCGCCAUUUUAUCGGAAGUAUGCAAAAUCUGCAGACUACCUUAAGAGACAAACAGGAGAAUACGUUACAAAACACAAAGAACGUCUUCAGUCUGUAAGCAACACGGGAUCUGACCCUAGUCUUCUUGGCGACAUGAUAUCCAACCCUAACUUGACGAUCGAUGAUAUCCAGAGAACUUUGUUGGAUGUUUUAGCUGGUGGUAUUGACUCGACUGCAUCAACUAUGACAACCUUGCUUUUCAAUUUGGCUAAAAACACAGACAAGCAAGACAGAUUGUUUGAAGAGCUAGAGAAACAUGUGUCAACAGUUGGUCUUCUCGAUGAAACUACUCUUUGCAGCCUUCCCUACCUCAAAGCAUGCAUAAAAGAGUCAUUUAGGCUAGUGUUUCCAGUUCCGGUUGGUACCGCCAGAAGUCUGGAUAAAGACAUAACUCUGAAAGGAUUUCGAAUCCCUGCAUAUACAAAUAUAGUGUUUUGUUCCGGAAUCACGUGCCAAAACAGUAAAUAUUUUGAAGAACCCGAGCAAUUCAUUCCUGAAAGAUGGAUACGUGAUGACGAGAAAUAUUCUCCAACACACGCAUUUGCACAUAUUCCGUUUGGUCAUGGACCUCGAAAAUGCAUAGGACAGAGAUUUGCUGAGACAGAGAUAUGUAUCUGCACCUCCAAGCUAUUGCGUAAUUUUCGCCUGACACUGCCAGAGGAAACUCGUAACAUUAUAUACAGGGAUAAAACAUUUCGAACACCAGUUAGCUCAGUGUCUUUCAUCAUUCAUCAGAGAUAAAAUACUUCUUUUACAAACGAUAUAUGUACCAGUUUGACAUUGAUUGUAUUAAAUUCUGUACGACAAAGUAUAUGGUCAUUACUUUCUUUUCAUGUCUAAUAAAUCUAUUCUACAACU